This is a messenger RNA of Stylophora pistillata, 1350 nucleotides long. RefSeq lists its product as uncharacterized. NCBI's taxonomy places the organism in Eukaryota, Metazoa, Cnidaria, Anthozoa, Scleractinia, Pocilloporidae. The record is from RefSeq and is a predicted model, not a curated record. Gene Ontology annotation, molecular function: ubiquitin-protein transferase activity.
AUGCCUUAUUUCAAAGCUAAGGAAACUGUUGGAGGUGGUGGAGGACAAAGGAAACUGGAAACUAUUCCACCUGGUCCAGAUGGCUAUUCCAUUCCUUACCUGAGAUGCACAGUGUGUGUUGGUCAAGCAGUCACCUAUGUAAGACCUUUGCAACAGGAAUUAGACCUCAGCCCACAAUCCACCAGUCUGUUUGUAGGAGACAAGGAUUACCCGACUGUUGAAUGCAUGUCAUGUGGCCAGAAAGUGAAUUAUGGUCACCUUAGGGUCCAUAAGGAGAAGGAGUGCAAAGAAUCUACACUUAAGGAUUGUGGUGAUGAACUGUCAGAUCCUUUUUUUCAAGCAGGCCCAUUUCAUAUUGAUUUAACUUCUGCAAUGAGAAGAUUGGUGCUGAAGGACAAACUGCAUCUGUUGACACCAAAGCCAGUUAUAGAUUCGUACAGUGUACAGAAGUUAUUCAAGGACUAUGCAGACAGUUUUGUUGAUCUAACAAUCCCAACAAACACAAUACAUGUAAAUUGUGAUGAAGACAUGUUCACCCAGGCCAGAUUGAUCUACAAAAGAAUGGAUAAGAACAAAUUAAAAGCAGUCCCAAAUGUAGUUUUUGAAGGUAAUUAUAUCAGUGAAUUGGGAAGUGAUGCUGGUGGCCCAAGCCGUGAGUUCUUUUUUCUUGCUUUGACUUCCUGCAUGCAGGAAAUGCAAAGUGGUGGUAGUAUGUUUUUUACAGGCACAGCGAAUCACCUUGUGCCUGUUCACGACUGGGAUCUGCUUGAGGAUGGAAAUUUUAUUCUGGUUGGAAAGAUCAUUGGUCAUUCUAUGAUACAUGGUGGGACUGGCUUUGUUGGUAUGUCUCAAGGAAUUGUUAAAUAUAUUAAGACAGAAAGUGUGGAUGUAGCAGCUGCUAGUAUCACAACUGAAGAUGUUCCUGAUUCUGAUGUUCAAGCUCAAGUUGGAAAAAUAAUAGAUACACCCGAUGACGGACUCUCCAAACUAUGGAUGAAUGACAGUCUAUUGAUAGACACAUUACAGCAGGCUGGUGUCCAGAAACUGGAAGCAAAGAACAAGGAAAAGGCAGAUCAACAAAUCCUAUUGCACCAAGUUCUUCUGAAACGGAAGUACGAAGUAGAUGAUAUAAUCAAGGGGUUGAAAACCUUGUCGUUAACGGAAUUCCUUAAAAGGCAUCCAUGUGUUUCUCCAUUGUAAUUUCCAACGGAGAGUGAUGUUGCGGUACCAACAUCUGUUGUUCUUAACAAGUUAGCUGUUGAUGUUGAUGAGCCACAGCCACUUGAACCAAACAAGCUUAGGUCGUAUGGUUUUCUUCAAGACUACAUCAAAGAUUGUGAAGAGAAAAAC